Messenger RNA from Anopheles cruzii, 768 nucleotides. RefSeq names its product ankyrin repeat domain-containing protein 49-like. Gene Ontology annotation, molecular function: protein binding. Bases 1 to 711 code for a protein of 236 amino acids. Gene Ontology annotation, biological process: protein localization to ciliary inversin compartment. Gene Ontology annotation, cellular component: ciliary inversin compartment. The record is from RefSeq and is a predicted model, not a curated record. Lineage: Eukaryota; Metazoa; Arthropoda; Insecta; Diptera; Culicidae. The transcript has 2 exons.
AUGUCGAACAGGACUCUGAAAGAUUGGGAUAGCAUUGCGAAUAGCCUCACCAAAGAUGAGAAAGCCGAUGGUGAUGAAGAGGAAGCAAUGGACACCCUCGAGGCGUUGCAGACGAAAAUGAGCCAAGUACCGCGCGGAAUGUUUGUCAGCGGAUGGGACGACCCAGAUGAUCUGAUCGAGGAAGAUAACGACCCGAAGGCUAGCGUUGAGAGACAUGCCCUGUGGGCCGCAGGAGAGAACAAAAUGGAUUUGCUGACAGCAAUGCUCAGCCUAAAACCGUCGAUCGUGCAUGCAACUGAUCGCGAUGGCUACACGGUGUUACACAAGGCCUGCUAUAAUAAUAAUCUGGCAAUGGCGAAGGUCGCUCUACGGCAUGGGGCUGAUCCGAAUGCCCGCACUGAAAUGGGGUGGACGCCGCUGCACUCGGCCUGUAAAUGGAAUAAUGCGACGUGUGCGGCGCUGAUGCUACAAUUCGGGGCUGAUGUAAAUGCACCAUCGGAUGGCGAUCAGACGCCUUUACACAUUGCAGUCACAGUUUCCAACUGUCGGCCAACUUUGGUGACGCUGCUGCUGAAUGAAAAGUGUGAUCCCGAGCGGCGCAACAAUUCAAAUGAGACAGCUCAAGUGAUAGCGAAGCGCACCGGACCGUUGUUUCCGAUCUUUGCCAUGGCACACUCGGCGUACACAGUAGAAACGGGUUUGAUUGAUUAGGAAGUAGCAGGAUUAACACCGUAAAUAUGCAACCAGAUUUAGCAAGUGUUGUAACAA